UCGUUCCACUGCCCUCUUCUAGUUCACUAUAACCAUACUUCGUGGAUCACAGCCACUGUGUGUGUGAGAAAGAAGAAGGUCGUGUGGCACGUAGAAGAAGAACGGUCUUUGGAACACAAAACGCGUGUUUGCGAUCACAGUGAUUGGAGACAAAAUAUGCCUGCCUGGAGACAGAGGGAUGUUCUACCUCUUUCAUCACCAUCAGCGUUAUCACCAGUGUCAACGACGCUGGAAAUAAUCAACCCGCCGAAUUCGUGGAGACCCAUCGUGGUCGCCAUCGUGUCCGCCGUAACCAUAGGACUUUUCAUUGCGCUGGGGACACUCGUCUACAAGCUGCUGCUGCGCCCAUCUCGACCGCAGUCCUCAGACGUCAUCGUGUGUCAAACCGAAUCGUGCAAGCAGUACGGUCAGCAACUCGCCUCCUCAGUAGACCUCCUGGUGGAUCCCUGCGAAAACUUCUACUUGUACAGCUGCGGCAACUGGAAGAGGGAACACUCAUCAUCCGUGUUCCGGGAGCACAUGGACCUAUUCGUAGACAAUCUGGCGAGUGACCUCGGCUACCGUGACGUUCCUGUGUCCGACCAGAACACGGAGCAGAAGGCUUCCAAGUUCUUCAAGACAUGCCACGCUGCGGCGACCGAACCAAACAGCAGAGAAGACGAACACUUUCGUACAGUUCUUCGUGAAGCAGGUGUGACAUGGCCUCACUUUUCACUGGCGCCAAAUGUGUUGCUCACCAUGUGGAACAUCUACAACAUUCUAGACAUCCAGACCUUGCUCGUGAUGCGCCCCGAUGACCACUACAAACGUCAUAUCUUGUUGAAACCACCGGCAGCCCUAACUGACCUCCUCAGUCGAAAACAGCUCCUCGAACGAGAGCAGCGAGACAUGCGCGUCUACAAGUUCUUUGCAAAUGCAUUUCGGUCAGACGAAAACGGUUCCGUUCUUGCUAUGUCUUUCGAAGAGUUUCGCUCCUUGGAAGAGCGAAUCCUACUUCGCCUAAUUCCAGCCUCAGUACACGGCACGUCGAAAUCAGCUUCAUUCGCAAACAUCGAAACAUAUUUUCCCGCUGCGAAACGCGAGAACUGGAAACAGGUACUUCAAGCCGUUGACGUCGUUCAGCAUAGCGAGGAUGCUUUUGUUGCACUAAUAGAAAGUCAAGAGUACUUGAGAACACUGAGUGACGUUAUACGAACAGAAAGUGAACGAGCGGUCCAUCUCUACGUGGGCUGGAUUGCAGUUCAAGCACUUGCACGAUAUAUGGACCACGAGUUUGCAGCAGAGUAUGACGGUAGCGAAGCUCGAACAGAACACAUCGCCACUGCGGAGUGCCUGAGGAUGACUGAGAAGCGUUUGGGGUGGGCUGUUUACUCCGGGUUCGUCAGAAACAAAAUGAGCAACGCUCUUAUUAAUGACCUCAAAGCAAUGUUUCAAACAAUAUACACUGCCUAUUUGAAUAUAAUUUCGAGCAGCGUCUCACUAGAUUUCAACGCGACUUUAGCAGCCAAAGGCUCGAACACGGAUGCCUUCUUGCGACACUACGAGACUUUUCUGAACAAAGGUGUUUUUAAAAAUAUCUACUCGAGGUUCCCGGAUAUGAACUCGACAUUCUGCGCAAACUGGAUUCGAAGCGUUCAAUGCGUCAGGAGUAUCGGUACCAGCAGGUGGGCACAUGCCCAAACAUUCUUCAUAGAUGAUAUCAGAGAGGGUUACUAUUCUUUCGGAAGGGAAGAUAUUAUAGUUCCUCCCUACGUCAACAUGUAUCCACUAUACGAGAGCUAUUUGCCUUACAGCGUAAAAUACGGAGCCUUGGGCUCUGUUGUAGCCAUUGCACUGACUAAGAACUUCGUUUCGACAAGUAAAUCGACGGACUAUCACGUAAACGAGACAGUGCAGUGUCUGGGAAGGACUUCUACAUACAGUUCGACGUUAAGGAACCUAGAUAGCAAGGAUGUUGCAUCAGGGACUGCGUUGGUGGAUUUUCUUUGGAACGCCUACCAAUCAGCGGCGGCUUCAACGGACGAGAAGAACAUUCGGCUACAUGAGUUCACAGACCACACGGCGAACCAAACGUUCUUUGUGACCUUCUGUCAUCUUCGAUGUUCGAACCUGAACGAUAACGCAGAGGCAUAUUGUAACGAAGCUCUGCGGCAGAGUCAAUUCUUCUCCGAAUCAUUUCUCUGUCCAAGAGGAACGCGAAUGCACCCCAGGAAACGGUGUCAGCUUUUCGACCAAUUUCCUGAGAUAUGACGUCGAGAAAUUUGCACCACGGCAAACCAAAGAACUUAACCAGGAACGCGUGAUGUUGUUCUUCGCCGCAUGCCGAGGUAUAUCCGACGAGCUUUGGUAUGAAUUUUCUUUUGAUUCUUUCGUAGCGACCUUAUUUUCAAAUAAAUGUUUGUUGAAGCA
Ornithodoros turicata is the source of this 2409-nucleotide messenger RNA. RefSeq names its product neprilysin-1-like. Gene Ontology annotation, molecular function: metalloendopeptidase activity. Gene Ontology annotation, biological process: protein processing. Gene Ontology annotation, cellular component: plasma membrane. Bases 157 to 2250 code for a protein of 697 amino acids. The record is from RefSeq and is a predicted model, not a curated record. Lineage: Eukaryota; Metazoa; Arthropoda; Arachnida; Ixodida; Argasidae. The transcript is spliced from 3 exons.